Molecule: messenger RNA, 1688 nt
Organism: Closterium sp. NIES-67
Lineage: Eukaryota; Viridiplantae; Streptophyta; Zygnematophyceae; Desmidiales; Closteriaceae
Source: the annotation of a GenBank genome assembly
GAUCGCGCUGAUCUUCUGGCUACAACAGGGCCGAGACCAAUCCGACGGCUCCCGAUCAAAUCGAUCGCGUUCCUGCACGUGUCCCCCAUGUCUGCCCGCUUCUCCCGCGCCCUUCUUCUCCCGCGCCCUUCUUCUCCCGCGCCCUUCUUCUUUCGCGCCUGGCUGGACGUGGGAGCAACUCAGCGCCAUCAGCGCUUUCCUGAUUUCGACGAUGCUUCCGAAUUCGUCGUCAUAGCGGUCGACGCUUCGCCGCUACAGUAAUCGGUUACCGAGCACCCUCACCCUCCGCGCACUCCCCCCCUCUCCCGAUUUUCCCCCGCUGUCGCUCCCCGCUAACCUGCUUUCCCCCCCUCCUUCCGCACAAGGGGAGGCCGAGCCCGCCCCCCCGCCCCUGUACCCCUCCCCAUCCGCCUCUUCCGCUCACGGGGAGCGGGGAGAUGGCGGGGCAACGUCCGCCGAGCCUCCGCCUGCGCGCGUACUACGGGAUCGACUUCCCGGGGAAGGUGGCGGCGCUGGUGACGCAGGCGCUGCUCUCCUUCUCCGCCGCAGCGACCCUCUUCAGCCGAUACGCCGCUGCCGUCGCGCUCGUUAGACGGCUAUGGCCGCUGCUGCCCGCCCAGAUAGCAAGCUUCCUGGUGGGCUUCACGGCUUCCUUCGCCCUCCUCCUCUGCCUCGCCUACUCGCUCACUCUCUCUGCCAACCUCCGCACCUCGCUCCUCCUCCGCCCGCGCAUGGCCCGCCACAUGCUCUCCCUCGUCCCCGCCUGGCAACCGGUCCGCACCGCACUGGACCUGGGCAGCGGCAGGGGCGUGCUGCUGGCGAGCGUGGGGCUACAGCUUCAGGAGUUGGGGGGGGUGGGGAGGGCCAUUGGGUUCGAUAGCUGGGAUACGAAGGGCGGUGGGGGUGGGGUUCGUGGUGGUGGUAGAAAGGGCAGCAGAAUAGAAAUGGAACGGAAUAGACGAUUCGAAGGUGCUGCUGCUGCUGCUGAUGAUGCUGCUGAUGCUAAUGCUGCUGGUGAUGGUGGGGAAAAUGGGACUGCUGAUGCUGGUGGUAGUGGCAGUAGUGGAAAGUCCUUGCGGCAAAGAAGGGCGGAUAAGGGCAGGGCAGGCCAACCAGCCAGGAGAGCAGCAGCAGCAGCAGCAGGAGCAGCAGCAGGAGCAGGAGCAGGAGCAGGAGGCGCAUCCCCCCCUGUGCAAGGUCAAGCACCUGUUCCCUCAACCGGCCUGGCAGCCGUGUCAGCGCCAGCAGUGGGCAGCAUGGCGGGGGCGCUGAGAGCAGCAGCGAGGGAGGGCGUGGGGGCGCUGGUGACGUGCAAGACGGGCGCCUUCGACCGCCUGCCCUUCCCCGACGCCUACUUUGAUGUCGUUGUCUCCGCCCUCCGCCUGCAUGCCAUUGCUUCGGUACUGGACGACACGGAUCCCUCAGCAGCAGAGAGGCAGCGCCACAAGGUGCUUCUAGAGGUGGCUAGAGUGCUCAAGCCGGGAGGCCGGGUGGUGAUAUGGGACGUGCUGCACGUGGCCUCCUAUGCGGAGUGCCUCAGGUCCCUGGGAUGGAAGCAUGUGGUUGUGACCCCUGGGCCGAAUGCCUUCAUGCUGCCAACACACGUUCUCUCUUCUCGGAAACCUUCUAAGUGACUCUCUACUGUACUGGUCAAAAGCACGUGGAAGAGGAUCUCAUUACGUCAAGCU